AUGUCUGGCCGCAAAGGUGGCAAAAAGAAGCCCCUGAAACAGCCCAAGAAGCAGGCCAAGGAGAUGGAUGAGGAGGACAAGGCUUUAAAGCAGAAACAGAAAGAGGAGCAGAAGAAACUCAAGGAGCUGAAAGCCAAGGCCACGGGGAAGGGGCCCCUGGCCACAGGUAGAAUUAAGAAAUCUGUACUUCCUAAGAAAAUCAUUGAUUCUAAGAAAUCGUUGCCUAUUCUAGAGUCAAAAAGUUUUCCUCUAUUCCUUUUAGAAGCUUUGUCUUUAGCCUGA
Psammomys obesus (fat sand rat) is the source of this 282-nucleotide messenger RNA. Its product is annotated as translation machinery-associated protein 7-like. NCBI's taxonomy places the organism in Eukaryota, Metazoa, Chordata, Mammalia, Rodentia, Muridae. The coding region runs from base 1 to 282 and encodes 93 amino acids. The transcript has 2 exons. The record is from RefSeq and is a predicted model, not a curated record.